AUGGCAGUAAACAAACGUUUACUUAUUAUAGGCGUCGUCGUGCUGUGUGCCAUAGUAGGUGCUAUUGUGGGUGUGAUCGUCGCCAUUACUUCCGGCUCAGCUUCGACGUCUUCGGAGGAAAAUGCCAACUCGGGUGACACGUUUGCUUCUAAUGAUGGUUACAUUCGAAAAGGGACUUCUAAUUCCAGUGGCAGUAGUAAAUCGGUCACGCCAACUGUAACAUCAGACCCGACAUCAGUAAAGUAUACACUUGCUGCCUUUGCAAUUGGGGAUUGGGGUACAACUGUGACUGCCGACUCUUGCUGCACACGUUCAGACACAUACAAUAAUUAUGAUAUUGUAGCAGAAGAUGUUGUGGCAAGUAUUAUGAAUACACAAGCAGGUGAUGCAGACAUUCCACCAAAGGUUAUAAUGGGUCAUGGUGAUAGCUGUUAUUGGACAGGUAUUAAUAGUGAAGAAUUACGAGACUCUCGCUUUACGACGACAUUUGAAAGCAAAUUUAAUGGUCAGAACUUGGAUUCACUUCCUUUUCUGAGUGUAAUGGGUAAUCACGACUACGGUGGUGCUAGUUACGUUUGCUCAGAUGGUGAUAAUAACGCUAAAUGUAACAGUACGGACGAUCUUCUAACAGGUCUAGAAAAUAAAUUCAAGUGGCAAAAGGAUUACAUUAGUCCAAAUAACAAUCGGUGGUUGCUGAAGGACCACUUUUAUGUGUAUACGAUUGAAGACUCGAGUUCCGGUGUUAGCAUUGAUAUUUUCAAUGUUGACUCGGGUGAUGCUGAUGUCCACGCAGCGCAGCAGGUGUGCUGUCAGUGCUAUGGUUACGCGGAAGGAGACGAUAAAUUGUGCGAAGGUGUUGCUCGUGGCGAUGAUUACUGUUGCGGAGGCGACACGGACAUGUACGACGCGUGCUUUGCCAAGUUUACAGAGUGGAGUGAUGACUCGCGUACUCAGUUGGCUGAAAAGGCACAGGCGUCUAAUGCCACGUGGAAGAUUGUUAAUAGCCACUAUAGUCCCAGUGUGCAUUACGCUGAAAAAGGCAUGAAGACAUGGUUUGAUAUUUUGGACGGAUCUGGUAUUCAUGCAUGGGUGUAUGGUCACACUCACGGCGAGAAGCACGACUAUUCUGAGUCACUUGGCGUGCACUUUGUAGAAAACGGUGCCGGUGGUGGUAUCCAGAAGGAAUCUGCCAGUGGUCUUACGACAUACGCAGCUGAAUAUGUGCGCAACAUUUGGGCGUACACGGGUAAUGAGUAUGGUUUCUUCUCUUUGACGGCGUCGGAGGACUGGCUUAAGCUGCAGUACCACACAGCUGAUGACUCGUGGGUUUUUGGUUCGAGCAUGGACGAGACAACUGCUGGCGGUGUGGCUACGAAGCACUGCUGGUACAUUCCGGUUGAUGGCACGAAGGGCGAAGAGUGUUCUUCAUAA
This is a messenger RNA of Peronospora belbahrii, 1431 nucleotides long. NCBI's taxonomy places the organism in Eukaryota, Oomycota, Peronosporomycetes, Peronosporales, Peronosporaceae. The record is from the annotation of a GenBank genome assembly.